Molecule: messenger RNA, 1833 nt
Organism: Lathyrus sativus (Indian pea)
Lineage: Eukaryota; Viridiplantae; Streptophyta; Magnoliopsida; Fabales; Fabaceae
Source: the annotation of a GenBank genome assembly
AUGGCACCUUCUUCACUAGCACUCAAUUCUAACACUUGGACUACUAGUACUAAUAAUAAACCUCAAUUCCCACACUCUUUCUCCAUCUCCUCAUCAUCCUCUACAUCAUUCAAUGAUAAAUCCACCCUAAACCUGAAGAAGAAGCCCAAUAGAAAUAUAUUAUUACUUCACUGUGCUCUUCACUCUCCCUCAGUAUUGGAUUUUCCAAAACAAUCCUACAAAGAACCCUUAAUUAGCAAAGAAAAUGACACUGAAACUAGUAUAAACAAACCAAAAGAAUCCUCACAGUGGAAUCCAAUACAAAAAGCCGCAGCAAUAGCACUGAACAUGCUAGAAAGCGCGUUGCUCUCACGCGAGCUCCAAUAUCCACUUCCGAAAACUUCGGACCCGAGAAUUCAAAUAGCUGGAAACUUCGCUCCGGUGCCGGAACAACCAGUCGUUCAUUCCCUCCCCGUUACCGGGAAAAUCCCCAACUGCGUCAACGGUGUUUAUGUACGUAACGGUGCCAACCCAUUGUUUGAACCAGUUUCCGGACACCAUCUUUUCGACGGUGAUGGCAUGGUUCACGCUGUAACCAUUAAUGAUGGUGUUGCAAGCUACGCUUGCCGCUUCACUGAAACAGAGAGGCUCGUUCAGGAGCGAGAGAUAGGACGAGCGAUGUUCCCUAAGGCCAUCGGAGAACUCCACGGUCACACAGGCAUAGCAAGGCUUAUGCUGUUCUACGCUAGAAGUCUUUGCGGCAUCGUUGAUCACAGACGCGGUUCCGGCGUUGCUAACGCCGGUCUUGUAUACUUCAACGGAAAACUCCUGGCUAUGUCGGAAGACGACCUUCCCUACGAACUCCGAAUCACUUCCUCUGGUGACGUUAAAACCGUUGGUCGUUACAGUUUCUUGGACCAGCUUCAUUCCACCAUGAUCGCACACCCGAAGAUUGAUCCAGUCUCCGGCGAACUCUUUGCAUUGAGCUACGAGGUUGCUAGACCUUACUUGAAAUACUUCCGAUUCUCACCAGACGGAAAAAAGUCACCGGACGUCGAAAUUCGUCUCCAAGUUCCAACAAUGACGCACGAUUUCGCGAUCACAGAGAACUUUGUAGUAAUCCCCGAUCAUCAGGUGGUGUUCAAGUUGGAAGAAAUGAUCAAGGGUGGUUCACCGGUGAUAUUCGACGGUGCAAAGAAAUCAAGAUUCGGCGUCCUUCCAAAGUAUGCAAAAGACGCUUCAAGCAUCAUUUGGGUGGAUUCACCUGACACGUUUUGCUUCCAUCUUUGGAACGCAUGGGAAGAACCAGAAACUGAUGAAAUAGUGGUUAUUGGUUCGUGCAUGACGCCACCUGAUUCAAUCUUCAACGAGAGCGAUGAAAAUUUGAAAAGCGUUUUAUCAGAGAUAAGACUGAACUUAAAAACAGGUAAAUCCACGCGCCGGUCGAUAGUUCCACAGAUGAAUCUAGAAGCUGGGAUGGUGAACAGGAACCGGCUCGGUAGAAAAACCCAGUUCGCUUAUUUGGCAGUUGCGGAACCGUGGCCGAAAGUAUCAGGGUUCGCUAAGGUGGACCUUGUAAGUGGGGAGGUGAAGAAACAUAUCUACGGUGAUGGAAGGUUCGGUGGAGAACCGUUUUUCUUGCCAACAACAAGUUCAGGGAGCUGCGAAAAUGAAAACGAUGAAGAUGAGGGGUACAUUAUGGCUUUAGUGCAUGACGAAAGGAGAUGUAAAUCAGAGUUACAGAUAGUAAACGCCGUGAACUUGGAAGUGGAAGCGACCGUUAAGUUACCUUCUAGAGUGCCGUAUGGUUUUCAUGGUACCUUUGUGGAAGCUAAGGAUUUGACGUUACAAUGA